Messenger RNA from Priapulus caudatus, 1396 nucleotides. Its product is annotated as fibroin heavy chain-like. NCBI's taxonomy places the organism in Eukaryota, Metazoa, Priapulida, Priapulimorpha, Priapulimorphida, Priapulidae. The record is from RefSeq and is a predicted model, not a curated record. The transcript has 3 exons. Bases 28 to 945 code for a protein of 305 amino acids.
UCGGAGCACAAGCAUCACCAGGUAACCAUGAAGAUCGUCGCUGUUUUCUGCCUGCUCGUGGCCGCCGCCUGCGCCAGCAAUGGUAACUACGGAGGAAGCUACGGCACCUACGACAACGUCGGCAGUGUUGAUGCCGGCGAACAGCACACCGGCUACGGACACACCUACGCCCCGGAGUUCUUCACCACGUCCGUGUACGGACCGAGGGCCGACGCCCGUGCUCACGGAUCCGGAUCAAAGCACGCCAGCGGCUCGUACGCGCGUGACGGCCAGGCGGCCGGCGCUGACUACGAGAAGGAUGAAGCCACGGCAGCAGAGACCGCCGCCAGGGCCAGAGGUUACGAGUACGGAUACAGAGACGGAUACUCUUGGUACCAGCCGAAAACCCUGUACGCCUUCCAGUACAAGCAGCCCAUCCUCGGAUACAGGCAGGUGUACGGACACCGUGUGAUCCGCCAGGGAGGAUAUGGAGGUUACGGAUCUGGUGCCGGCUAUGGCUCUGGAAACAACAACCUUGGCUAUGGAGGUAACGGAGGUCUACAGGUUCACAGUGCUUCCAGCCCUGUUACACACGGUCCAAGGUAUAAUACCGGCGAUUCUACCAACCUUGGUUAUGGCAGCAACAUUGGCUAUGGCAGCAAUCGCGGCUAUGGCAGGAACCUUGGCUAUGGCAACAAUCUUGGCUAUAGCCGCAACAUUGGCUAUGGCAGCAACGUUGGCUAUGGCCGCAAUCUCGGCUCUGGCAGCAACAUUGGCUAUGGCAACAAUCUUGGCUAUGGCAGGAACCUUGGAUAUGGCAACAAUCUUGGCUAUGGCAGGAACCUUGGAUAUGGCAACAGCAUAGGUUAUGGCAGGAACCUUGGAUAUGGCAGCAACGUUGGUUAUGGCAGGAACCUUGGAUAUGGCGGCAACCUAGAAUAUGGUAACGCUGACCGUAUGCACUAAAUAGGGUCGACUGUGCGGUCAUUUCUACAAAAUUCGUAGAAAUUAUGGUUUAAACCGAUAAUUGAAAUCACGGCCAGGGGAACGAUUAUGCUGUUUACAUGGUGCUAAUCAAGAAAUCAAGUGGUAGAUUAUUCAUUGGUGAGCUAGAAAACAAUUAUAUGUAAUAAAUAUAUAUAUGGUAUAUAUAUUUUUUGGUUUAGAUGACAAGUAUUACAUAAUAUAAAUUAUAUGUAUAUACAUAUAUAACAAACAUAGUCAGACAAAUGCCUACAGAUGCCAUUUAAGACACUUUCCCAUAGUCACAUUGUAAAAUUAUUAUAUAGGAGUUGGUUCGCUGUUAAUAUUAUAUGUUAUGUUACAAUCAAGUUUAUGUUGGAAAUAAAUUGUGGUUUGUAAGUUUUGUAAAGUAAGUUAAAUCAAUAAAUAUAAUAAAUUUUCGUUAUGCCACAAA